AAGACAGAAUAUGAAGGUUCGAAUCAACGCGAGUGGGGAUACCAUAGUUCUGAAGUUCGUUCGACCCAACCCUGACAUCAAACUUGAAGGCUACAUUUUAGGAUAUGGUUCCAGCAUGUUCUCCAAACAGUUCAUUCAGCUUCCAGAAAAUGGGGAACCCUAUGAGACCGAGAUUGAUGCUGAGCCCAAGUAUCUGGUAGCUGUUCAGCCCAUCCCAACCAAUGAUGUGAAAAAGCACUGCACAGGUAAGGUGAACCUGGACAAACCUCUUCACCUGGUGAUCGAUUCUGUCACACCGACAUCUGUACUUCUGUCCUGGGGAACCUACUUAAAGACGCCCUACGAGGGAAACAUCAUGAACGACUGCUUGGAGGAUGGGCAUUACACCAUCCGCUAUAGAGAAAGGAACAGGAAGUGGAUCUACCAAACCUGCCCCACCUCUGAUACUGUGAUCGACAACCUCAAGCCCAACACACCCUAUGAAUUUGGUGUCCGAUCCAACAAAGACGACCGUAGUGGAAUGUGGAGCAAACCAGUCAUCCACAACACGAACAUGGGAGACAAAAAAAUGCAGACAACCUUCAAGUCCAACCGCCCCUUUGUCAAGACUUUGGUUGCACCCCACAGCAGUCUGUUCCCACCUCGACAUGCUCUCCACAACAUAAGCCAGCCAGGACCGCCCAAAAACACAGGUGUUAAUGGAGGUCCCAAGACAUCUUUUGUGCCACCAAUGGUCCAGCAAGGAACUGUGGCUGCUCCAAGAGCCAAUGAGCCAAAAUGGCCUCAGCUCCCAUCCGAUUCAGACAGUCAUGUUAGAAAUGACUCCUCUCACCUGGUGGAGUUCCGUCCCAUCCUUCCCCAAUUCCUAUCCACUAAGCCCUCCCAUCCUUCAGUCACCCCUACCCCCUAUUCCUUACCCAGCAGUGCCCGGACACCCCUACAUGGACACCCCCAAACCAGGGCACCUAGUGCCACUCAGAUGCCACAUAGUUCCUCCGAUAAGAGCAUCCGGAGAGACUCCAUCUCUUCUCUUCCACCCAAACCUGUCGAUUCAGUCCUAACAGUGACCACAAGGAAUCAGACGUCCAUGGGCAGAUACCAUUUCUCUCUCUCUAAUGGCAUGAGACCUUCUUCCCCCAGGCUUGGUGGUGACUCGUCCAGAAGAUAUGGGGGUUCUCCAGCUGCACGCCUUCCUAUUCCAGCAAAAAAGCCCAAUCUUGUUGGCAAUCCUGGAGGAUUAGGAGACAAGAUAACAGACUUGAAUCAGGAUAAAGCUUCCAUCUUGAAACCCAAGCUGCCACCUGUAACAGCAAAACCAACCAAACCAAAGACAACAACAUCUCCCACAGUGACAGCACCCCGAUUUGAGACAUGGGAGAACUCUUCAGUAUUCAGCUCUGUUCCUGCUUCUAAAGUUGAUGCCAUGGGCAAAGAACGCUACAUUGCUCCACAUGUGGUCUAUAAGACGGAUAAGAAGCCAGAUGAACCCUGCUCCAUCACCACCUCUCUGAGUUACUUCCCUGAGGCGGAGGCUGGAGAACAAAAUGUCACCAACCCUCCAAGAACAGCCCCAUCCAACCUCACUGUUGUAACCGUGGAAGGAUGCCCCUCCUUCAUUAUUCUUGAUUGGGAGAAAACAGAUAAUGAGACGACAGAAUAUGAGGUUAUCUCAACUACUAAAGGUCCUGAUGGUGAACAGGUUUCCAUUUUGACCACCAACCAGACUCAUACAGCUGUGGAGAACCUCAAGCCAGAGAGAAGUUAUGAAUUCAAGGUGAAGCCCAAGAAUGAACUCGGAGAAGGGCCGUCCAGCGAACCAGUGACCUUCAACACAGAGUCAGCGGAUCCGCGUGUAAGCGAGAACGUUUCAGGUAAAGAUGCCAUUUGGACCCAGUUCCCAUUCAAAACCGACUCCUAUUCUGAGUGCAACGGGAAGCAGUAUGUCAAGAGGACGUGGUACCGCAAAUUUGUUGGCAUCCAACUCUGCAACUCCCUACGAUACAAGAUCUACCUGAGCGACUCCCUUAAUGGUAAAUUCUACAAUAUUGGAGACCAGACAGGUCACGGUGAAGACCACUGCCAGUUUGUGGACUCAUUCCUGGAUGGAAGAACGGGCACUCAGCUCCCUGCAGACCAGCUACCAAACAGGCCAGGCUUCUACAGAGCAAUGAGACAAGAGCCAGUCCACUUCGGCCAGAUAGGUGGAAACUCCCAUAUCACCUACGUCGCAUGGUACGAAUGCGGUACGCCAAUCCCAGGGAAAUGGUAGGACCGGAGCAAGUGUCUGCAAGGAACCCUUAAGAAUAACUCUCAUUGGUUGGGGUUGGUGCCUGCUAAGGUCACAUGACAGGCUUCUUUUUUUUACUGUUUCCCCCCCACCAAUGAUGGUGAGUUUGGUCACUCCUCAGCCUACGUCACCAAAGUUAAUACCAUGUAUAUAAGUGUAUAGGAUCAAAGUCAGGGAAUACUUUUGAGUGCAUUUGUGACAUGAAAUAGCAGAACAGUGCCUCAUAUUGUUAUUUAUCAUGCAAUAAUUAGAACAACGGAAAAUAAAUCAAUAAAUACUUAAUUAUGAGAAAAACACUUUGGAUACAUUGAUGUGAUGAACGAAACAAAACAAUAAAAGAAAGAAAGGUAAACGUACUUGUUUAAAUAUUGGGAAGCUGGCUCCCUGAAACUAUUUUGAUAUUUUGUGUAAUAUUAUUUAUCAAAGUUUGUGGUUUCUUCAUUGGCCUUCUUCCAGUGAGAAAGGGCCAGGUUUUUAUUAAGUGCUUUAAAGGCAGCCUGGGCUUUUGUCUACCACCAGAGGCAGCUGUAUUAGUUUAGGUCUCUGAUAUGUGAGAUGAUAUGUAUAGCUGGGACUCUUUGUAAUGUUGCUUUUAUGGACACAUUGUACUGGCUCAACAAGUCAGGUUGCCCACACUAGAAUAGACACAAUGGACUCAAGACAACGACACGUCUUUGUUUACAACGGGUUGGGAUGAACAUAAUCAUUUCCUUUACAAACACACAUGCAAAUACUAUUCACUCAGAUGCUUUGUACUAUGGCUAUAGUCUUCCAAUGUAAGUCCUGGUAUAUUUUAUGGUUCUAGAUUGUAAGGACAGCCUUACACUUGCAAUUUGCACAGCACAAAUAUAUUUAUAUGUAUAUGGAGAGAGUAUUUUUUUUCUGGAAACCUAUGAGAGAAUAAAAAAUCCUUCCCCUUUAAGCUUGUGAACUAUGAUACAAGUUGAAAACAUAAAAUAAAAAAAACACUUUUUUUGAGUGUUAUCCCACUGAAUACUUCAAGGAGUCUUGAAGAUCGUAAUACUUCAAGAAGAGCUUAUCUGGGUCCCAUACUUUGUACAGUUGUGUUUUGAGUUUCUCUGACUUCUCCGUAUUUUCAUGGAAUUUGUUUGUAAGAUGAAACUGUUGGUUGUUGUUCUGGAUUUGUUUUCUUCUGUAUGUAUUUUACAAUAAUAAUAAAAAAAAAAACUAACUGAAACAAA
Carassius gibelio (silver crucian carp) is the source of this 3489-nucleotide messenger RNA. Its product is annotated as target of Nesh-SH3-like. Lineage: Eukaryota; Metazoa; Chordata; Actinopteri; Cypriniformes; Cyprinidae. The coding region runs from base 11 to 2269 and encodes 752 amino acids. Gene Ontology annotation, biological process: positive regulation of cell-substrate adhesion; extracellular matrix organization. The record is from RefSeq and is a predicted model, not a curated record. Gene Ontology annotation, molecular function: protein binding. The transcript has 20 exons.